AUGGCGGCCCCCGCGAACGGCGUGCCAUACCAGGCUUACAGGUCUAAACGGCACAGCCGUACACCAUCUAAUGUCGGACUGUCCAACCCCACGUCUCCCGCCGCCGUGGAUGUCAGUCAACCCGUGCUCCCGGUGUCGAGUCCGAACGGCAAAGCGCGCGCUCUCGACUCUAAUGGUCUACUCGCAAGUGAUUCGGAUCCUGCGAGUGCUGUAUCUUCCCCGCAGAGGAAGCACGCCGGAUCUAUUUCGUCUCUAAAUGGAUCCAUCAACGGAAAUGGAAAUGGCAGGGCCGACGUCGUGCCCUGGGAGCGCGCCAACGUGUCUCCGCCACUCCCGCCCCGACCGACAUUGCAGACAACCCCGCCUGCGCCGCCAAUAAAGCUCUCGUCGCCGCCUCCCGCGACGUCCAGCAUGCCUUUGCCAUCAGCAUCACCCGCUCGGGCGCCGCAACCCGAUCUCCCGCCUUCGCCUUCAUCCUCUACCAGUUCUCCAGUUGCCGGAAGGAGAACCUCCACAUUCAGACGGGUACCUUUACGUGCUGUUUCGAAUGCUACACAACCGGUGCACCCGUCCCCUCUCAGGCCUUCUGGUGCACAUACGCGGACAAUAUCACUGUCCUCUGCCAAUCUCGCGCCCGCUCCACCCGCGAAAGACAGUCCGCGAACACGAUUGUCUUCAUACUUCGGCGGUACUUCGUCACCCGCGCCUUCAAUAUCACAGUCCAUCUCGCCUUUACGAGGCAACACGCCGCUACCCACCUCUCCCGCCAAUGAAAUCGCACAACCCUCUGCCCGUCCGGCGACCUCGUCUUCGCCUUCUAUUACACCUUCUCUGUCACCCGCGCCUGCCUCCACACCAUCACCCGCACCACGUAUCUCAACCGCGUCACCGGCACCCAGUCAGAUCCGGCAAUCUAUAUCUGGCUCAAGUCGGAUCUCUACGCCCACACCACGCACACCAGCGCCAUAUAGACCCGGGUUUCAACCGCGUGGUGUCUACAGACCGAGAACAGACGAGUUUGUAGAGGCCAGGGCUUUGCGGAGAGAUGUCGGGCGCGUGGAGCGGGCGAGAUUGGAGAGGCGUUUGGAGAAGCUCAUCGCGCUACACUUCGGUCCGGGAGCUUCCUCUUUGGAGAAUGGCGGAUUGACGACGGGAGAGAAGGAGAAGCCACACGCGCCGCGGCGGAUGUCUUCGUUAUGGGACCUUGGCAGCGCAGCGGCAGAUGCUUGGAAAGGCGGAGGCGUUGGCGCGCUGGCGGUCUCGCAGGGCGGGAAAGCAGACAUUCGGGCGGCGGAACAGGCCAUCGCUGCUUGGGAGCCCGAUAACGCUUCGCCCAACUGUUUCUCGUGCGGACAGGCGUUCCACGCGCUCACCAAUCGACGACAUCAUUGUCGGCUGUGCGGCCGUCUGGUAUGCGCGUUGCCGCCGAAGAGGCCGCAGAGGCCUGUCGCGUGCAGUACACUGUUCGUGGCAGAAGGAGACGGGAGGAUAGAAGAGGUUAAGGAGGGCGUUGAUUAUGGCGUGAGAAAACGUGCGGCGAGCAACGCGGGGAAGGAGGAGGGAGAGGACAAGUUCUUGAAGGGCGUCAGGAUAUGCAGAGAGUGCCGACCCGUGCUACUACGAAAGCAGUUUGCGCACGAAGCAGACCAGACGCCGCUUUUCGCACGGUUGUAUGCGCUCCUUCUGGCGCUUGAACAGGAUAUACUCGAUCAACUCCCGCAUUUCCGCGAGCUCGUAUACGCUCUGUCAACCCCAUCUACGCCAGUCGACGAUCAUGCUUCGCCUCACCACUCCUCACCUCAUCAAGAGAACGCUGCCGCGGCACGGAAGAAGCUGGUAGCGGCGUUCGCGCAGUACGAUGCAGCUGCUAAGAGGAUACGAGCGUUACCUGCCGAGAAGGGGAGCAGUCAGGCCAGGGUGCAGGCUGCUGUGGUAGUUAGGGCAAAUGCGUUUUUGCAAGAGCACAUGGUACCACUGCAGAGUUUGCCCACACUCAAAUCCCGAGCCGCUGCCUCCAGUCCAUCCACAAUGUCGCCGGACUUGCCGGUACUCGACUCAGAUACAUCACAAGAAGCACAUGCUGCUCUUCAGCCUUUACUUGAACAAGAGGCAUUGCUGGAAGCGUUCGUGGAGCAGGCUGUGGCAGGACGGAAGUUCGAAGACGCGAAGACUCUAAGAGCAAACUUGGAAGAGAUCAGAGGGGAGAUUGCCAGAGUCGUGAGGGCGCAAGGCUGA
Molecule: messenger RNA, 2235 nt
Organism: Peniophora sp. CBMAI 1063
Lineage: Eukaryota; Fungi; Basidiomycota; Agaricomycetes; Russulales; Peniophoraceae
Source: the annotation of a GenBank genome assembly